Messenger RNA from Chelonia mydas (Green sea turtle), 2465 nucleotides. RefSeq names its product BTB domain containing 6 (gene BTBD6). Bases 492 to 2111 code for a protein of 539 amino acids. Gene Ontology annotation, biological process: neurogenesis. NCBI's taxonomy places the organism in Eukaryota, Metazoa, Chordata, Testudines, Cheloniidae. The transcript is spliced from 5 exons. Gene Ontology annotation, cellular component: cytosol. Gene Ontology annotation, molecular function: protein binding. The record is from RefSeq and is a predicted model, not a curated record.
AACAGGAUCUCAGACCCAGCCCCCUCCCGUCUUCCCAACCAUUUCCAUAAUCAUGGCUUCUGACUCCACGGAGCAGCCUGCCGUGCAAACUUUCCCAGCUCGGUGUGGACGGAGGGACGCCUGGUGAGGGCGGCAGAUGUUUAACCCUUGCCCGGAAGAAGGAUCCGAGUCGCCUUUCAAAGAAGAUCCAGUGGUUGGCAGCAGCUCGGCACUGGCUGGGCUUUAACUCUUGGGGGCUUUAUGGAUUGACUCUGCUGCUCCUCCUUUUGGGGAAACACUUUGCCUGUAUCCCUCCUGGGGUCUUCCUUUGCAAUCCUGCCUGUGGUCUUGAGGCUGGGACCUUCAAGCAAAGGUGAGCUCUGGCAUCAUUCAUUACGGCACUGUUCUGCUCCCCAGAAAAGGUGCUCAGGGCUUUUGAGCAAAAGCUGCAGUUUAAAAUCAUAAGUAUCCAGGUAGUGGGACCUGACUUUAGAAUAGCUGUCCUCUUGCUCAUGCCACUGCCCCAUGGCUGCCUCAAUGGCAGGAUCAUGAAGUGUUUGACUUUCUUUCUUCUGCUUCCAGAGACCUUAAAGAAGUCCAAAAAGAGCGUGAGGUCAAACAGCAAGGUGCCAGCAUGCUAUGAGAUAGUGCCCCUCUCCCUGAAGAAGAAGAUGGCUGCAGAGCUUUACCCUGCCAGCGCUAACACCAAUAUUGCAAACAGUAAUAACGCUGCUGCUGCCACCGUCACUGCUGCUGCCAAUAGCAAGAAAAACGCCCUUCAGCUUCAGCAGAGUGCCCAGCCGCCGCCGCCACCACAACUGCAAAACCUGAACAACAACAAUUUGGAGAGCUCCAACUGGCAGUCCUUCCACCCCACCCUGCGGGAGAGGAACGCACUGAUGUUCAAUAACGAACUUAUGGCUGAUGUACAUUUUAUCGUAGGCCCCCUGGGGGCAUCAAAGAAAGUUCCUGCCCACAAGUAUGUUUUGGCAGUUGGUAGCUCUGUCUUCUAUGCUAUGUUUUAUGGUGAUCUUGCAGAGGUCAGAUCUGAAAUCCAUAUACCAGAUGUGGAACCUGCAGCCUUUCUAAUCUUAUUAAAGUAUAUGUAUAGUGAUGAAAUUGACCUGGAAGCUGACACAGUGCUGGCUACUCUGUAUGCUGCCAAGAAGUAUAUCGUCCCAGCCUUAGCAAAGGCUUGCGUCAAUUUUCUGGAGACUAGUUUAGAGGCUAAAAAUGCUUGUGUUCUGCUAUCUCAGAGCAGACUCUUUGAGGAGCCAGAAUUGACGCAGCGCUGCUGGGAAGUAAUUGAUGCUCAAGCAGAAAUGGCAUUGAAGUCAGAAGGCUUCUGUGAAAUUGAUCAACAGACACUAGAGAUCAUUGUAACCAGGGAAGCACUAAACACUAAGGAGGUGGUAGUUUUUGAGGCUGUUCUUAAUUGGGCAGAGGCUGAAUGCAAAAGACAAGGGCUACCAGUUACACCAAGGAACAAGAGGAAUGUAUUAGGAAAAGCUUUAUAUUUGGUGCGAAUUCCAACUAUGACUUUGGAGGAGUUUGCCAAUGGAGCUGCUCAAUCUGACAUCCUUACCCUUGAGGAAACACAUAAUAUAUUCUUAUGGUAUACAGCUGCAAAUAAACCCAAGCUAGAAUUUCCACUGACAAAAAGAAAAGGACUUGUACCUCAAAGAUGCCAUCGAUUUCAAUCAUCUGCAUAUCGUAGUAACCAAUGGAGGUACAGAGGUCGCUGUGACAGUAUCCAAUUUGCUGUAGAUAAAAGGAUAUUCAUAGCAGGACUAGGCUUGUAUGGGUCAAGCUGUGGUAAAGCUGAAUACAGCGUCAAAAUUGAACUUAAGCGUCUAGGAGUUGUUCUUGCUCAAAAUCUGACAAAGUUUACUUCUGAUGGAUCCAGUAAUACUUUCUCUGUGUGGUUUGAACACCCUGUGCAGGUUGAGCAAGACACAUUUUACAACGUAAGUGCCAUUCUUGAUGGCAAUGAACUUAGUUAUUUUGGGCAAGAGGGAAUGACUGAAGUACAAUGUGGAAAAGUAACAUUCCAGUUCCAGUGCUCCUCUGAUAGUACCAACGGAACUGGAGUACAAGGAGGACAAAUACCUGAACUCAUUUUCUAUGCAUGAUGCAUUUUACUUCGACUGUAUUCCAGUACUGCUAUUCACACUAAAGGAUUUCUUUUGAUUACUACAAACCUCUACAGCAGUGUGGAAUGUUAGGCUACUUACCUAUCUACUACAUCAGGCUAUCAAAAUAAGUGAAGGAAUGCUCUUGAAUUUAAUCUUAUUUUAUUUAUUCAUAAGAUAUUUGACUUAAUUAAAACUGCAACAUGCAGAAAAACGUUAAAUUCUGCACGUAAUGUGCAUUUAUUUUGUAUAUAGAUAACUAACUUGCAGACUGCAGCUGACUCAAGCAGGAUGUUCUAAACUAGAUCAGUUUAUGAAUCUGUGAAAUAUAAAACAUUUUUACUUGCCCUAAAA